AUGGCGACGGCCGAGAAGGUGACCAAUGACGACACUGUUCAUCGCCAUUCGGUUCUUGUAAAUCUCAUCAAGACAUGUCGAGACCUAGCAAAAGACCUUGGUGCGCUGGCCAGCAGCCUAGACUCGGCACCUCUGACCCUUUCAGCUCUGGCCAAGGAAUGCCGAACCGUUACCAGCGUGCUGAAAACCGUUUUAAGCUCUUCUGCUCGACCUACUCCCUGGCGAUCCGGGACGCCUUAUAGGCAGGGUACGCCGGCUGGGUUGGCUAGGCCGAAGGCGCAUAUGCAGCUUUCCAACUUCCAAGAUGAUUGA
Molecule: messenger RNA, 312 nt
Organism: Sodiomyces alkalinus F11
Lineage: Eukaryota; Fungi; Ascomycota; Sordariomycetes; Glomerellales; Plectosphaerellaceae
Exons: 1
Coding region: 1-312 (103 amino acids)
Source: RefSeq, a predicted model, not a curated record